AUGAGCAGCUCCGAAAAAGCUCAGUCCAUACUUCAACCAAUUUUUGAUCAGUACUGGAAAGACUUCGGAGAAGCCCGUAUCGAUAAGGCCAUUGAGUUCUACCACCCAGACGCUGUCCUUAUCGAGACUGGAAAGAGUGGUAUAUACGGCAAGGAUGAAAUUAAGCAAGAAAAGAUAAGAUAUAAUGAACGAACGGGAAAUGCUCCGAUGAAGUGUUUCAACGAGAAGUACCAGAUGACUGAUGAUUACAUCAUCUACAAUGCGGACUCCGAAAUCAAUUCAGACAGGUCUGGAAAGCUGAAGGGAAGUUUCUGCCAAAUUUGGAAGAAAACUAACGGCAAGUACCUCAUUCUACGAGAGGAGUACUCGGACGCCUAGGAUUUAGUGGUCAUCAUAACUUCGGUAUCACAUCUAUGUACAUUUUACUGAAUAUGUGUCUCAUACGAUUUUCUUGAUUUUUGAGCUAAGUUCAUUUCGCUAAGGCUCAGUCAGUGUUUCAUGAAUAAGAG
Molecule: messenger RNA, 509 nt
Organism: Cylicocyclus nassatus
Lineage: Eukaryota; Metazoa; Nematoda; Chromadorea; Rhabditida; Strongylidae
Source: the annotation of a GenBank genome assembly